AUGCACAUCACCAUCGCACCUUAUAUUUUCCCUAACCUGAUUGUUGCCCUGGCGCUUGGCAGCUUUGCACUCGCCAUAAAGUUAGCUUUAGCGAAAUUGCCUAAAUCAUUAUUCCCAAAGCCUAGCCCACAAAAGGCUACUGUCCGGGCCCUCCCUUCUUCCUGGUACAGAUCGGCCGAGGUAUACGAACUUGAGCGCCGUGCUAUCUUUUCAAAGAAAUGGAUUCUUAUUUCGCACAAGCUGCGAUUCGUGGAGAACGGCACGUGGAUUCGAUUCGAGGAGGCUGGGUUCCAGUUCUUUCUCGUGAAGGAUCACAGGGGGAGGAUUAAUGGAUUCCACAAUGUUUGUCGUCACCGUGCGUUUCCUAUCGUUACAGAGGAAAAGGGCAAGUCAUUAGUACUUGCUUGCAAAUAUCAUGGCUGGUCGUAUGGACUCAGUGGCCAACUUGCCAAAGCGCCUGGCUAUCUCGACAUGGAAGGGUUCGAUAAAACAAAGAAUGGAUUGUUUCCCAUUCAUGUCCACGUGGAUGCUCACGGUUUCAUCUGGGUGAAUUUAGAUGCUUCGAAGAACCCAGAGCCGUUUGGGAAAGAAUUUGAUAACAUUGAUAAGCUUGAAAGGCACAAGGCCUUUAAUUUUGAUGAUUAUCAUUUCGACCAUACCUGGGAGAUGAGCGGCGACUAUAACUGGAAGACCCUCGCAGACAACUACAACGAAUGCUAUCAUUGCAAAACGACGCAUCCGGAUGCUUUGGGCCUCUCCGACCUUGACAAGUACAGCGUUGAAGUCAAAGGCGGACACAUCGAGCACUUACCUGAUACAACAAACACUGAGGUCAAAGAUGUAUAUAAUCUCGUGUCCAACUAUUAUUUUCCCAAUGCCUGCAUGACGGUUACACCGCACUUCUUUUACAUGAUGAGAUGCGUCCCCACCUCCUACACGCACUGUUCGAUGGAAUAUGAGGUGUACCGGCACAAAAACGCCAGUGAUGAAGACUUCAAGACGAUUGAUGAAAUGUUCAAGCGAAUCCUGAACGAGGAUAAGUGGCUUUGCAACAACGCCCAGAAGAAUCUCAAUGCCGGGGUCUUCGUCAAUGGAGAGAUGCAUCCGCGAAUGGAACAGGGCCCGUUGUACUUCCAAAGUCGAGUACGACAGGUGCUGAAUGACCACCGGAAGCUGGAGCAAGCCGCCGGCCAGGAAAUAUGGGCCGCUCGACAGGCUGCCCCUGGAGGAUCUGAUCAUACGGCGGAGGAUAUCAGCUUUUGUUCAGGAUUGUCCUGCGCAAAGAAUACUACCGCCCUUGAGUGGUGA
Molecule: messenger RNA, 1308 nt
Organism: Clonostachys rhizophaga
Lineage: Eukaryota; Fungi; Ascomycota; Sordariomycetes; Hypocreales; Bionectriaceae
Source: the annotation of a GenBank genome assembly